AUUUCGAAUUCGCUACGUAGCGAGUGCGAUGUUCUUAGCAUGUUUUCUUCCGGAAAAGUUAUUUUGAUAUAAAAAAAAGUCAAAAGCAAUUACGAUGAAAGUCCAAGAGCUGCCAGCCGAGGCAGGCCCCAAUGGCAUGGAGCAGGAGAUGGCUGGUGCACAAGAUACGAUAUAUUUGUGUAAUUUCCGAGUAUCAGUGGACGGCGAAUGGUUGUGUCUGAAAGAACUGCAGGAUGUCGAAUUCAACAUGCAGGAGUCUAUAACAAAGGCCUUGUCGACCCCUUCCCCAGAGAUUCCAGUGCAUCCGUUCGGUCGAGAUCCGGUGGUAAUAGAAAGAAGUAAUUUAGUAAAUAUAAGUAAACUAGUUGUGAAAGAGUUGAUCGAACAAUCUUUGAGAUAUGGACGAAUGUUGGACUCGGAUCAUAUGCCUUUGCAACAUUUCUUCAUUGUUUUGGAGCACGUCCUAAGGCAUGGACUCAGACCUAAGAAGGGUCUGCUGGGACCGAAAAAAGAGCUGUGGGAUAUCCUACAAAUGGUAGAAAAAUAUACUCCAGAAGCACAAGACAUUACCGCUAGUGUUAGGGAUUUACCAACAGUAAGGACACACAUGGGUAGAGCACGUGCUUGGUUACGAUUAGCACUAAUGCAAAAGAAACUAGCCGACUACUUAAAAGUAUUGAUAGAUCAUAAGGACGAAGCCUUAGUAGAGUAUUUCGAACCUGACGCUUUGAUGUUGAGUGACGAAGCUAUAAUCAUCAUUGGUCUUCUAGUUGGUUUGAAUGUGAUAGAUUGUAACCUCUGUGUUAAGGAAGAAGAUUUAGACUGCCCUCAAGGAGUUAUCGACUUUUCGUUGUAUUUAAGAUCUUCAAGCCACGUGUCGACAGAUUCCAGUAAUGAAGAACAAGGCGACGCUAUGAUUACAGUUUUAGAUCAAAAAAAUUAUAUAGAAGAACUUAACAGGCACCUAAAUGCAACAGUAGCAAACCUCCAAACCAAGGUAGAAUCGCUUACCACCACAAACGCACUGAUGAAAGAAGAUCUAGCUAUAGCCAAAAACAAUCUCUUAGCUCUUUACGACGAAAAUAGACAACUAAGACAAGAAUUAGGGAAAGAUUCUGAUGGAUAUGCUUUAGGUGUUAGUGGUGUACAAAUUACGAAAGUAGAAGAAAAAGAAACAAAAGAAAUAAGUAAAUUAGUUGGUAGCGAAGUAGAAGAAUUGAAACAUAGGUUAGAAGAGGAGAGAAAAUUGAGGCAAGAAGCUGAUAAUGAACUUGAAAUUCAAAUGUGCAUGAAAGCAGAAAUGGAAGUAGCUAUGAAACUACUAGAAAAAGAUAUACACGAAAAACAAGAUACGAUAAUAUCCUUAAGACGACAGCUAGAUGAUAUCAAAUUAAUUAACUUAGAAAUGUACAAGAAACUUCAGGAAUGUGAGAUGGAACUAACACAGAAAGGUGAGAUGGUGAGUCGUCUGCAAGCGAAAGCUGGUCAGAUCGGAAAGAUCCUCAACAACUUAGAGAAAUACAACCAUCUGCUUAAAGACGAUAAAAGACCAGCUGAUAAAAAGUCUAUACACGACAGAAAACACUCACUUUCAAAAUCGGUUAUAAAAGAAAAUAGAAAAUGCGAGGCUGCGGAAGAAUCGGGAGGUGCCGCGGUAGAAAAAGAGGCCGUAUUAAAGGAACCCAAACCUUCCGAUUCUACCGAGUCUUUCAUUAAAUUAGAUUUAGAUCUUAACUCUCCAGAACCGAAAGAAUAGUCUAUUACUAAAAAUAUAUAAUUUCCCAUUCGACUAUAUGUGUCUGUGGUAGCUUUUUUGAAUUGUAUGCCCUUAAAAGGUAUUAAAUUAACAAAAUAUACAAAAAUAUCAAUUAUUUUGUUUUAACAAGGUACAAUUGUAUUUAAAGUGAGAAUUCGGGACAUGAAAUUAGUAGUUUUUCUGGGAUACUACUUUUAUUCAAACGUGAUCUGUACUAUUUUGUACUUAAAUAUGUUACUAUGUAUUUUUUAUAUAAUGUUUUUUUAAUAUGGAACUGUUAGGUAAAAUACUUACAAUACUGUAAAGAGUUGAUGUUUAAUCUGCUGGUCGUAAAAUUGUACAAUAUCAGAGUAUAAAAUUACUCCAAAUAUCUGAAGUCUCGGUCCCAGUCUUUCUCUUAUAGUGUUUCUAGAUAGUCAUGGAAAAGACAGAUCAAUGGCUCAAAAUCAUGUGAGAAUUCAAUCUUCACUGAUCAAGCUACUGUAGACGGCAUUGUCAACGAAUAAAUAGAAACUAAAAGAUUACAGACAGUAUACUUAAUGUUUCAAAGGGAGAUUUAAUUAGGUAAAAAGGCUAUUAAACUCCAAUUAAAUAAUAACAGUGUAAUAAAAGCAAAAAAGAGUAAUAAAAAUAAAAUUUUUGGAAACGCCAAUUGUUCGCACACAAAAAUAGAUACUUUAAAAUUAUUAUUCUUUUAAGGAAGGUAACAGACGCUGCUCUCGAAUUACACUUGAACCGGGUCUUAAAAGGCCCUAGUCAUAAUUUCGAUAACCCAGUUUUUCGGAUCGGUGUAAAGAUCCGAAUUCUUUGUGAACGACCUAUCACUAUUACUAUACUAUCUAAUACUUAUCAACUGUUUCUAUUAGAUUUCUAUAUUGAACGUUACGUAACCAUUUUGAUCCAGGUUCUUUCAUUUUCCAGAAUCGUUCAACUUAAAAACUGAAAAACAAAAUGUUCACAGAGAAAAAUAGUUACGUUCGUACAAAUGUUAUAAACGAAGAGCUAGAAUGAACCAGCAUUAAAUAACUGUAGCAUUAUAAGCAAAAUUAGAAGUAGACGAACGUAACGAUCGUCAUGCAAAAAGUUCCAAGGCAGUGACCUACAGAAAACCAAAUGAAAGACCUCGAAAGGCUUAAAUCGAAGAUUCGUGGACUUCCACGGCUGUAGACAGAAGUAACUAAUCGUGUCCUAGGUUUGGACCGUGGUUUUUUGACGAGCUGUAUGUCAGCCCAUCUCAAUUUUUUGCUACCUUUGUAGGUAGCUUCUUCAGGAUAAUUCAAGUACUCAAUGAAUCUAAGUGUGAAAGACAAGAACUAGAGAAUGGAUUCUCGUAUAAUAAUUUGAAUACUCAACGAUCCCCGUGGGUAUCUUCCCGUGGGUAUCCCCGUAAUAUGGGUUUUUUAAUAUGGAAUAUUCUAUAUCUUCACAGUGUUCGAGAGUAAUGGAGGAAAAUACCAGAACUACUAUUUCUUUAAUGAUCUUAUGUUCGAGCUUUGUCGAGUUCACCAGUUUUGCUGAUACAUAAGUACCUACAAGAACAAGGGAUGGAAUAUACACCACAAGAGCAGUGAUUUAGAUGGGUCAGAAAUGCCGAAAUUUUCUUGGAUGGACGAAAAGUGGACUUAGCAUUCUUGCUUAUACCGUAUGUGACAGCUAAUAUUUGGACUCACCCCUGUAUACGUUGAGUAUUUCAGUUACUGUGCGUGAAUACCUAUCACGUCUGUUGGAUUUCACUUCUAGAGUAUUCGAGUUACCGUAACCAACAGCCUUACCUUGCUCCUGAAGAAGCUGUAUACAAGAGUAGCAAAACGUUGGGAUGAUUCACGUAUGGGUCGUUAAAAAAAAAACACGGUUUAAAGUUGUAAAAAAAUUUGGUAAUUAUUAGAAGAUGUUCAGAAAGGUUUAAAGAAAAUUUUUGAUAAAUGCUUUGAAAAGGAUGGUACAAUAAAAAGAAAAAAACUAUUGUGCGGUCGAAGGAGCAUAAAAAAACAAAUAAAAGUACCAAAAGGACAUAUUCGUAAAGUAGUUUUUUCCAUAGUGUUCUAUAUUCCACGGUAUUCUAGCAAAAUAUUGACAAAAAACGAAAGGAUAAUACCUUAUUUACUUCAAGAAUAUAGCCUUACUGAUCUCAGUUAGUAAAAAUUACUGUAUUUAAUAGAAUAGAAGGGGCCAAUACCGGAAGAUCGAGAAGAUUGGGAUUUGGGACUAAUUGAUAGGACAAAAAUGCUGUUUGCAUGUUUUAUUUGACCUUACCAAAACGUUUGAUAAUGCGGGGCUUAGUGAUGUAAUCAAGAUUCUUAAAUAGAACAAAAUAGAUUAUGAAUACCGAAAAAUUAUUUUAAAACUCCAUAAACAGAACAUAAUAAACUCAAAGCAGGAUAUAUGACUGGACUCUUAAAAUACUGCGUUGUGAAAAUCACGUUUUCCCCAUAGCAGAAAAUAACCUGCAACAUAUACUACGAGUAUUUAAUAUCAAAUAAUCAUAUCAAAGAAAUUGCCAAUCGACAACAACACAAUACAGGAAGGUCAAAAUUUACUUACUGGAAGUGACAGUACCUAUUAAGUGAAAGUAACCUGAUUGAAGAGGCAUGAACACAAGCGAUGAAAUAUCUGCAGCACAUAUCUGAAAGACAUGAUAGGGAAACUAAAUUGAUGUAGACAAAGAGCAAAAUCAAAAUAAGACCUAUACCAAUACCGUAUUCAACCAAAUCACAGAAGAAGCAUGGAAAACAAAAAGAAUAUUGAGAACAACCUAAAUUAAAAUAUUAAAACCUAUCAAGGGAAUAAUCCUUACGUAUUAAAUAAGGAGCUCUGAUAUUGCAAUUGGAGGUGGUUUAGGGGACAAGAAUUGGCAAUUUUGUAAAAAUGUUGAUAUGUUCGAAUGCCAGAAAAGAGAGGGCUAGACUCAGAAAUUAAACAUGCGGAUAACAGCGUCAUAGAAAGAGUUCAGAAGGCUAACCAAGAAGGCUGACAAGAAUUAGCAAUUUUGUAAAAAUGUUGAUAUGUACGAAUGCCAGAAAAGAGAGGGCUAGACUCAGAAAUUAAACAUGCGGAUAACAGCGUCAUAGAAAGAGUUCAGAAGGCUAACCAUAAAGAAUUUAACAGGACCUAGUCCUACGAAAAUAGUGGAAGUUUUAAUAAUAACCAAAAAUCAUCGGCGGCCAUCCGAUAGAUAGAACACCGAAUAUUUUUACACCUUUGUAAAAUAUUAGUUUAAGAAACAAGAUAGUGUAAUAAAGUACAGUUCAAUAUAUAUGGAAGAUUUCUACAGGUGUAUGUGAGAAUUCAGC
Molecule: messenger RNA, 5046 nt
Organism: Diabrotica balteata
Lineage: Eukaryota; Metazoa; Arthropoda; Insecta; Coleoptera; Chrysomelidae
Source: the annotation of a GenBank genome assembly